This is a messenger RNA of Ichthyophthirius multifiliis, 1073 nucleotides long. RefSeq lists its product as hypothetical. Lineage: Eukaryota; Ciliophora; Oligohymenophorea; Hymenostomatida. The annotation marks the transcript as partial. The transcript has a single exon. The record is from RefSeq and is a predicted model, not a curated record.
AAAAAAAAUAAAUAAAUUCUUCUUCUUCUCUUUUUAAAAUUUCUUCAAUUUCUUCCGUAUUUUUCCUCUAAUAAAAUUCAUAAAAUUUCUCUUUAUAUAUUCUAAUUCCUUUUUAAAUACAAGAAAGUCUUCUUUAUAAAAUAUCUUCGCUUUCUCUCCAAAAAAAUACUAUUUUUUUACCCAAAUCCCUUUAUUUUUCCUUUUAUUCUUCCGCAUUUCUUAAAAAACUCAAUUAAAUUAAAUAUAAAUCUUUUGGAUCUUCUUAAAUUCUUUUAUAUCCACUUUUUGGUGUACUCUAAUUGAAAACUUAAGCCACUAAUCCACUUUUUCUGGACGUAAUAAAGUUUAUACUGGCCAAAUUUUUCUUCAAAUUUCGUAUUUCAUCCAGAAUUUUAUCCAAAGCAAUUUUAGUAUCUUACAAAUUCUACACUAAGAGCUCCUUUAAGAUAUUAUUUUAGAUAAAAAAUGCAAAUUUAGAUACAUUUAUAGAAUGUUAGAAAGAAAUUUAGUCUAAAGUUUCAAAAGAAGUUACUAAAUCUUAAAAUAGAUCAUUUUUUUAUUAGACUAGAUUUAUUUUAGGUACUAAAGUAUUUGAAUAAGCCAAUUCUUAUUGAAGUUUUCUUUAAAAAUAAUUUAUUAAAUUUUAUAAAAUUUAUUCCGAAAAAUUUAAUUUUUUAAAAAUUUCUGAAAAAAUCCUUUCAAUUAAAGAACGUUAAAAAUUCAAAAAAACAGCCCGAAAUUCGUCCCAUUCUUUUAAAUUUUGUAAGUUUUUCCUUUUUCUAUCUAUAGAAGUUUAAUUUAUCAUUUCAUAUUCAGAAAUGAGUCCAUAUUUUUAUUCUUAAAAUGUAAAUUCUUAUAUUAAAUUUUCUUUAUUUUCCAUAUUUUAUUUACUUGAUUCUAUGUUUUCCUAUUUAUUACUUACUUCCAUAUUUUCUAUAUUAAAAUUUUAAAUUGUUUAUUCUUUUAAAGAUUUUUAAUAUUCCAAUGGUUCAAAAUCUUUUAUUGGACUUGGUUAUUUUAUUAUAUUUUAGUUUGAAAUAUAUUAUAUUUAUAGGUCUUCUUAUGUAUCGAAG